CAGGUGUUUGUGACUAGUCACUGGCGUCAGAGUUCCACAGAAUUCGCUACGGUGCUUGUGGCAGGCAACUGGCAGUUAUCUCUGACAAGGACAAGGGACGUUAUGGCAGUUUUGUGCGCCACUUCGAUUGGACGAUUUCAAAUCUAACAUAACCCGAUUCUGUGCAUAAACACUCGCGAGUUGCGGGAGUCGUUAUUAGUUUUGUCUACCUUAUUUUCUAUUUUAUUUUACUUGUAAUUUUGACAGUUCGUGUGUACAUCUUAUACAUUUGAGUCGAAUAUCGUCUAAAUAUUGCAAUAAUCAUCGUCAAAUUUGAUUCUGAGUUGUGCCAGAAUGAUGUGACCGAAGAAAAACUAACGAGAAAUUUUUAUUGUGCAUUGCUAUUAAAAAAGUCAUAAAAUGGCUUUGAAUAAAAGUCUGAAACAUACUCCAAGCUCUCGAUGUAGCUACUUCAGUGAUAUUACGGCUUCAACUGGCAAGCAGACGAGUUUUCUAGUUCCUGUCAGAAUUAAAGUAAACCAGACUCCUAGUCAAGGCCCCUUAUCAUGCGAAAAAAAAAAUCCUUCUAAAAUGCUUCAACCAGUUUUAAUAAAAAAUUUGUUUCAAAGCACUCAAAAAGAAAAACAAAAUACAGCACUUACAUCAGCUUCAACGCAAAAGAAAAGGAGGCAAACUCAAAGGCAGACUCAGGCAUUUUUAAACACUCAAAGUUGUCACAAACCAAAGCCCGAUGAAACACAAGAAUCAUCAUUCUUUUCUCGAAAAUCACAAGGUGGGACAAAGGUGCGAAGACAAUUGUAUCAAAAUUUGGAUUCUCCUAAAGAAUCGGAUUGCAAAGAAAACACAAUCAAACCAGUUCGAAUAAAAACAAGGACACAUAAGCAAUCAGAAGUACCCGCUGCAAGAAAAAGUAUUGCUGCUGUCCAAAACAAAAAUAGAACAAGUUUACUUUUACCUCCAAAUAGUAUUAAAAAUACUAUCAUCAAUAAUUCCGGAUCUAAAUUUAAAGCACCUAUUAGUAGACAAAUUCCCAAAAAUAAUUCCACAAUAAAUAGAAAUACUGAAAGCAUUGUAAAUGCUUCUGAAGCACAAUCGUCACAAAGGAAUGAGACUUUAACUAAUUCAGUAAAAGCAGUUGAGGAAAUAGAAAUGGAGUUAGAUAUAAAAGAAAACUCCGCUACAUCCUCUCAAAUGAGUAAGACAUUCAUGAGCAAAAGUCUAAAUAAUUUAAAUCAAUUUGGUAGACCAACAGUGAUAAUCAAUGGAUUAAAAACUAAUUUGGUAAAUGACGGAGACCCCCUUAGUUUGGGUUUAAAAAAUUUGACUAUGCAAGAUCCAAGCUGCUCUUGCAAUUGUAAAAAAUCAGAGACUUCAUCAAAUAAAUUUGAUCUUUUAAAACUAAAUGAUUUAAGUGAAGGUACUAAAAAACAGUUUGUAUCUCAUCUUGAGUCAUCCAUUAAAGCAUGCAAAGAACAAUCAUCUAUGUUAAGACAAUCUUUGGAAAUAUGUGAAAAUCAACGUACAUCUUUGGAAGAAAUAUUAAAAUUUAUCACUAAUAUAAGCACUUCAUCGCUGCUUGCGAGUGAUAAAUUUCAGGGUAAUAAUGAUUCAACAAACAAUUUAAAUUCUAGUUCAACAAUUAUUACUGAUGUUAAUUUAUCUCAUCCUGACGAAUUGAGCAAGUGUGAAUCAACCAAACUUAUUCCAUCAAUUAAUGCCGAUGAAUCAAAUACCUUGUUCAGCAAUUGUAAUGAAAAACAAAGCAGUAGCAUCAAUGAAACAGCUACUCUUGUACCAAAGGUCAUUCAAGAUCUUGAAAAUAAGCCAGCUACUGAAGAAAUUGAAAAUGCAUCAAAGAUACCAGUUUUUCCUGCUAAAAUUUUGGUAUCUGAUUUUAAUCAGGAAUCCAAAGAUACAACUAUGGAAUUAUCAGAUGAAAUAGUUCGGUUAUCUACCAUUGGUGAAGUGUCUUAUGAAGUUGAUCUAUCAGAAAAAGAUGAUGCCUCAAACAAAGAAAAUUUCAACAUUUAUCAUGAUUCAUCCAAUCAAUCUAUAGGAUUAAAAACACCCAAAACUCCAAGGCGUAAAUCAAGUUUAAAUAUAUAUAGAGAUUCACCAAGGCGAUCUUCUAGAUUAGCAGAAAAACGUAGGUCUCUUUCUUUACAAGAACAAAGUUAUUCUAAAGAAGAUAGUUUUGAAAAGUUGGAAAAUGAAUUGAAUGUAGAAGUACGUCCUAAGUACAAUUCAAUAUCAUCCAAAUCGCUUCCUGCAUCACCUAUGAAAGGUUCUACAACUCCCAUGCAAUGGGAUAAAAGAGUUGAGAAACCACUCCAAGAAUACAUGGCUAUGAAAAUGAAUGGAACAUUUCUUGUAACUCCAGAUGUGAAAAGAUUUCAAUCGUUUUUAGACCCUAGUGAUACCCCUCAACAUUCUAGAAAAUCUUUAUCAAGAAAAAUUUUCAUGGAAUUAUGUGAUUUAUAUGCAGAAUCACCAGAAUCUAAAUAGAGGGUUGUCAUUAAUAAAUUUCUAGAAAAAAUUGUAUCGAAAAUUGCCUUUCAUGAAUUAAUCAAAGAUUAAAGAAAGUUUUAUAUGCUGGCUAAGUUAGUUUUCAAUCAUCCUAAUUAAUUGAUUGAAUCAUUUGAUCAGGUUCGAAUUCUCAAUUAUCUUCUUUUUGCUUGUUGAAUAAGAUAUUUUUAUAAAGAUGUAAAUAAUUUUGUAUUAAUGGUAGAAA
Molecule: messenger RNA, 2731 nt
Organism: Trichogramma pretiosum
Lineage: Eukaryota; Metazoa; Arthropoda; Insecta; Hymenoptera; Trichogrammatidae
Exons: 6
Coding region: 400-2505 (701 amino acids)
Source: RefSeq, a predicted model, not a curated record